AUGGUUGUACCAAUAUCUCAAGAAUUACCGGUUUUAAGAAAAUAUGAAGAUGUAAUGUUAAGAAAUAUUAAUGAUUUAUGUAUUGAAUGUUGGAAUUUAUAUACAUCAUUUGAUGAUUUAAAUGAAUCUAGUUAUGAUUUUUUAACACAAAUAAUUAAUGAUAGAAACUUGAGAUUUUCAAAUUUAUAUUAUGAAUGUAGUUAUAAGGAACUUGAAGGUUCUAUUAUGGUGCCUGAAAAUAAAAAAUUAAAAAGUUUAGAUGAAUUAAAUAAAAAAAUAUUAAAAAAUUGUGAAUCAUUAACUGAAAUUGUUGAAGUUAAUUUUCCAAAUUUAAUAUCAAAAUUUGAAAAAAUUGUUACAAAAGUUAAAAAAAUUGAUAUUAGUAAUUAUAUGGAAAAAAUGUCUAAUAAUGAUAAAUUAUUAUUAAAUCAUAAAGUGAAAGAAGGAAAAAUAAUUUUACCUACUUUUUUAGAAUGUAUAAAAAAAGAAUUAAAAUUUAAGAUAUCAGGAUUAAAAGAUAUUGCAUAUGCUCCAGAUAAUACAAAUGAUAUUAGUAUUGGUAUUUUAGCAGCAUGGAAACAUUAUAUAUAUAUAGAUUAUUCAUUAAUUAAUAGUUUGUAUUGUUUAGCUAUUUCUUAA
Strongyloides ratti is the source of this 639-nucleotide messenger RNA. RefSeq lists its product as hypothetical. NCBI's taxonomy places the organism in Eukaryota, Metazoa, Nematoda, Chromadorea, Rhabditida, Strongyloididae. The coding region runs from base 1 to 639 and encodes 212 amino acids. The record is from RefSeq and is a predicted model, not a curated record. The transcript is spliced from 2 exons.